AUGGCUUCACUACGUUUCCUUGCUACGGCGGCUCGACGCGCUCCUUCUAGUAUUUCUUUGGGCAGGAGAGGAUAUGCUGUUGCAGCAGACAAAAUUAGCCUGUCUUUUGUCAUGCCUCACCAAGCCAUCUUUACCUCUGCUGACGUUGUGCAAGUGAACACUCCUUCUGCUACUGGUGACAUGGGUAUUUUGGCGAAUCACGUUCCCACCGUUGAGCCCCUUCGUCCUGGUGUCGUGGAGGUCAUCGAAGCUACUGGCGGUCCAUCCAAGAAGUGGUUUGUGUCUGGCGGAUUCGCAACCGUUCAUCCUGGUAGCAAGCUCACCAUCAAUGUGAUUGAAGCGGCGCCGCUGGCAGACUUCUCGCCUGAGGCCGUCCGCACGAACUUGGCCGAAGCGAAAAAGGUCAUAGCUGGAAAUGGUUCUGCGGAGGACAAGGCCGAAGCCCAGAUUGAAGCAGACGUGUACGAGGCAUUGCAGUACGCCCUGUCGAAAAAAUAA
This is a messenger RNA of Desarmillaria tabescens, 498 nucleotides long. RefSeq names its product epsilon subunit of F1F0-ATP synthase N-terminal domain-containing protein. Gene Ontology annotation, biological process: proton motive force-driven ATP synthesis. The record is from RefSeq and is a predicted model, not a curated record. The transcript is spliced from 4 exons. The coding region runs from base 1 to 498 and encodes 165 amino acids. Lineage: Eukaryota; Fungi; Basidiomycota; Agaricomycetes; Agaricales; Physalacriaceae. Gene Ontology annotation, molecular function: proton-transporting ATP synthase activity, rotational mechanism.